Messenger RNA from Scheffersomyces coipomensis, 597 nucleotides. RefSeq names its product ESCRT-II subunit protein. Lineage: Eukaryota; Fungi; Ascomycota; Pichiomycetes; Serinales; Debaryomycetaceae. The transcript has a single exon. Gene Ontology annotation, molecular function: protein homodimerization activity; structural molecule activity. Gene Ontology annotation, biological process: protein transport to vacuole involved in ubiquitin-dependent protein catabolic process via the multivesicular body sorting pathway. Bases 1 to 597 code for a protein of 198 amino acids. Gene Ontology annotation, cellular component: ESCRT II complex. The record is from RefSeq and is a predicted model, not a curated record.
AUGACUACCACUAUAACAGAUUUCAUCUUUCCUAAGAUUCAUACUUUCCCACCCUUAUACACCAAACAACCGAAUUCAACCAUCUUAUCUAAUCAACUUGACUCAUGGUGUCAAAUAAUCUUAUCAUAUUGUGAAUAUUAUCGAAUAACAUCAUUAACGAUAAAUGGUAUACCUAAAUAUACUCAAUUAGAAACUAUCGAUCUUGAGAAGAUUCCUCCUAUAUUUGAGAAUAAAACAAUUAAUCGAACUACUAAUGACGAUUUCAAAUCUCUGAUUAUUCAUCAUUUGAUUUAUAAAUUGAAUAAAGCUGAAUAUAUCAAUCCUAAGAAACCAGAAUUGGGGAUUUAUAUAUAUUGGCGAUCAUUAGUAGAAUGGGGACAAUUGCUUUAUGAUUAUGUGGAUAAUUCAGGUCAAUUAGGUACAGUGUUGACGAUUUAUGAAUUAACUAAGUCGGAUGAAAAUGGAUUACCUGAUAGUUUAAAGAAUUUAGAUGAGACUUUAUUGAUUAAGAUCGUGAAGGAUUUCUUGAUUAAACAAGGUAAGGCUCAAAUCUUGAUGACUGAAGAUAAUGAAAUUGGUGGUGUUAAGAUUGUAUAA